GCUCGGCUAGGGUCGGCCAGAGCGGCAGACAGGCGAGGCAGGGCAGGGCAGGGGUCAGGGGGACCGAACCGCCGCCUGGAGUAAGCUGGUCCUGGCGAUGGUGAUCCGGCACCCCCCGGCGAGGACAGCGCCCGAGUGGCGGAUCCGAGCCAGGGUCCGACGGGGGGUAGAGGGAGGGAGGGAUGGCUAUCGGAUAAAGGUUCCCAUCCGUCAAGCUAACAUCAGUUUGUCGGAUAAAUGUCCAGAUUACGACUACAACAAGCCCUCGGUCACUCGCAACCCGCUGCAAGCCGCUGUGUGCUGCAGCUAGCUGCGCUGCUCUCUGUCUCUCUCUCUCUCUGCAGGGACCCACGCAGGCUAAUUAGCAGAGCACCAGACCUGACUCUGCUCGCCCUCAGCUGGAGGACAAUGGCACCGUUUCUCUGCCCAGAAACCUUGUGGACUGAAGUGUGUCCUCUCCUCUUUAACAACCCCCGAUGUCGUUCCCCUUUUUUUCAGUCAGCAGCAGCAGUAGCAGCAGCUCUUUUCGCCUGUGCUGAGUCUUGACGGGAAGUUCAGUGGCUGUGUGACAGAGUCAGCCCUCCUCUGCGGGGCUGUGGGGCUGACGACACAGAGUACUCACCGAUGACUGGGGAGAGGAAGUAGCGCUCGGAAAACUGCGAACGCCUCACGUACACACACGAGAACAGGGGCGAAUAAAUAAAUGUGGGAAUAAAACAUUGCCCAGUAUUUUUCUGUUUCCCCCCGUGACGUGUAUGUGCGGCCCUUUCCUUUCCUUUCCUUUCCUGUACGUCCCCUUCCGUUCGCCCCCCCUCCUCCGUCUCAAAAACCCAAACUCCACGCCUUCCCUGUGCGCGUUCACGAGUCAUGAAUGUAGUCGGACGCGCGCCUCUCUCUGUACAGCAUUCAUAAAACGGUCAGGGGAUGCUGAAUGCAGCGCUGGCCUCGGUCACCCCUGACAACAAAGGACGCUUUGACAUGUCCACACUAAAAACAGUAAGGAUCCAAUUACACGGCCCUCUGUGCAAGAGCUAAAAAGGCGAGAUUGCCCACAGUGAAGCUGUGAUUGGCUGUCCCCAAAGUCAAUCAGCUAUCAAUCAAGCCGGACAGCUGAGUGCCAUGGCAACCCACUCAGCAACAGAAGCUCAUCCCUUGUGUGCUGUGAGUUUGUGUCCAGUGAGGGUACAGUUCUCCAGGCAGCCCAGAGCCACCAAACAUGCCUCCAAAGAAAAAUAAAACAAAGAAGACCACAAAGAAGAAUCCAGAAAAAAGCGAAAAUGAAUUGGAAGCAAAGUACAGGCGCAGCGUUCUGGAUAUAGCUGUCCUACAGGAUCGCAUAGCCUUACAGUGUGAGUCUGUCAUAAAGGUCCAGUCUGAUAGAGUUGACCUGAGGAGACGCGUGAGAGACAUGGAGCAGAAGCUGCAGCAUGCGAGACAAGACCACAGGGACGUCAACUCUGACCUCAGUCGCCAGUACAAAACCAUGCAGACGGAGCUGACCAGCAAGGUGAAGAGGCUGGAGAUGGAGGCCAGCCAGCUGAAGGAGGAGCUUGGCCUGUGUCAGGAGGAGCUGAGGAGAGAGAAAAGAGAGCGUGAGCAGGUGGAACGAGAGAAGGACGCCACCAUAUCUGAGCUCCAGCACAAGCUGGACAACAUGGAGACAGACUGCGAGAAGGUCCUGCAUGAGACUCUAGACAGCCUGACCGUCCAGCUGUCUUUGGCUCGACGGGGAUGGGAGGACAAGAGCACAACCCUUCACCAGAAUUACAAGGAAGUGCUCUCUGAAUUCGGCCUGAAUGCACUGGACUUCUGAAAGGGAGGGAUCAGUGAGACGUAUUUGUUUAAGGUUGCAUCUACAACUCCCCUCUAUUGGAUCAGACUAUCGCAUAAUUUGUUAUGGCCAACACAUGGAUGGAUGUUAUUAUAUAUAAUUUUUUACCAUUGCAGAACAAGUUACUGUAUAUUUAUAUGCAUGUAACUAGUAGUUCACCAUGCAGUGUCUGUAAUGUUGUGUAACGCCCACUAGAUGUAGCAAAUGACUGUUUAUGGUUUGGGAGGGGUUAGUCAGAACAUACAUAUACUGUGUAUUCUGUAUUUUACAUGUGAAAAUAUGUGGUAUACUUAUAUAUUUUUGUGACAAGAUAUUUCCCAAGUCAAAUAAAAGUAUAUGAGAAAAAACA
Molecule: messenger RNA, 2180 nt
Organism: Acanthopagrus latus (yellowfin seabream)
Lineage: Eukaryota; Metazoa; Chordata; Actinopteri; Spariformes; Sparidae
Gene: drc12
Product: coiled-coil domain containing 153
Exons: 6
Coding region: 1217-1813 (198 amino acids)
Source: RefSeq, a predicted model, not a curated record